Messenger RNA from Myotis daubentonii (Daubenton's bat), 1816 nucleotides. It is a transcript of the gene TAFA5, whose product is annotated as TAFA chemokine like family member 5. NCBI's taxonomy places the organism in Eukaryota, Metazoa, Chordata, Mammalia, Chiroptera, Vespertilionidae. Gene Ontology annotation, biological process: G protein-coupled receptor signaling pathway. The record is from RefSeq and is a predicted model, not a curated record. Gene Ontology annotation, molecular function: G protein-coupled receptor binding; receptor ligand activity.
GGAGGAGGAGGAGGAGGAGGAGGAGAGGAAGGCGCCGCCGAGAAGCGGCAGGAGGCGGAGGCCGGGCCGCCAAGACCCCCCCUCCCCCGUCCCCCCAGCGCCCGGACCGUUGCGCAGUCCCCGGCUCGCCGUCCGGGCCCUGCCGGCGGCGCGGCACCGAGCGGGGCGGCGGGGCUGAUUCAUGGGGCCGCGGCGGCCGCCCCCCCGCGCCCGGGCCCCCGGCGCCCCGCAGCCCGCGAUGGUGGCCGAGUGGCCGGAGCGGCGGCCGCCGCGGCCGGAGACUCUCUUCUAACCUUCCCGCCCCGGUCCCCCCUCCCCUUGCCCCCUGCUCCCCUCCCCGCCCCGCACCCCGCCCCCCCUCCCCUCCCCCUGCCCAAAAAGACGCGGAUCGCUGCCUGGAGUGGCGCCUCCAGUCGCGGGGAGCGCGCGCCGGCGGCGGAUGGAGGGCGCGAGCGGGCGGCCGCGGUGGCUGCACCCGGCGGGGCGCUGAUGCGGCGCCGGCACCUUCGCUGCGCGGCUCCGGGGGCGUCGGCCGAGGGCUCUCCGCGAUGCAGCUGCUGAAGGCGCUCUGGGCGCUCGCGGGGGCCGCGCUCUGCUGCUUCCUCGUCCUGGUGAUCCACGCGCAGUUCCUGAAAGAAGGUCAGCUGGCCGCCGGCACCUGUGAGAUUGUGACCCUGGACCGGGACAGCAGCCAGCCUCGGAGGACGAUCGCCCGGCAGACGGCUCGCUGCGCCUGCAGGAAGGGGCAGAUCGCGGGCACCACAAGAGCGCGGCCCGCCUGCGUGGACGCGCGGAUCAUCAAGACGAAGCAGUGGUGUGACAUGCGGCCCUGCCUGGAGGGCGAAGGCUGCGACCUGCUCAUCAACCGCUCCGGCUGGACCUGCACGCAGCCCGGAGGGCGCAUCAAGACUACCACGGUCUCCUGACAAACGCAGGCCCCGCAGGGCCCGGAGGGGCUGGGCUCCCUGGAGAGGCCGCCCGGCCAGGGCCCUCCUGCCGCGACGCCCUCUCUGCAGUCGGCCGCCCUCCGUUCUCUGCAGCCCGACCGGACGGACGGCCACGUCCCGGGCCUUCUGAGCUGAGCCUGUCCGGCUGCACGUCGAAUCCCGCCUGGGACGCAGUGGGGGUGCCCCGCGUCCCCCCGAGCCUGGCCUCGCCUGCCUUCCCUGGCCAGACCCUGGCUGUGCCCCCGGAAGAGGAGGAAGAGGAGGAGGAGGAGGAGGAGGAGGAGCCGGAGGGGCUGCAGCCCAGAGACCGACAGCCGGUCGGCAGGACUGACUCUUGGGCGCCGCAGGGGCCUCUCGGCGCCCAGACUGUCCGAGUCGCUUUUAUUUUCUUACCCUUCAGUAUACUCGAUAGACCAAAGAGCAAAUCUAUUUUAACGCGGACUCGCCCCCACGCCCGGGCCCGGGCCCCACGGGCACGGGCACAGACAUGCUGGCGGCCCCGGCCCCGCGCCGAGGGCGGCCCCGGCCGAGACCCCCGCCCCACGAACACUGCGGGGCGCCCUGAGCCCCCGCACCGCGGGGAGGAUGCCGGCUGCCCCGCGGGACGGCCCGUCCCCACGCGGGGACACGGCCGCGGGCCGCCCCCCACGCCACACGGACUGACCUACUAAACCCGUUUUAACCACGUCGCCCGCCUCGUCGCUCCAUUUCCGACCGAUCGCGGGAGGCUCGGUCUUCGCCGCGCGCAUGCUGCGUCUCCUGGGACUGCCGUCUCAUCGAUGCACCAUUUAGCUCCAGAAAGCAAUGAAAGGAAACUGAAGUAACCCUUGUUUGAAAGAGAUCAUUAAAUGUAUUUUGCAAAGCCUAAA